Helobdella robusta is the source of this 603-nucleotide messenger RNA. RefSeq lists its product as hypothetical. NCBI's taxonomy places the organism in Eukaryota, Metazoa, Annelida, Clitellata, Rhynchobdellida, Glossiphoniidae. Bases 1 to 603 code for a protein of 200 amino acids. The transcript is spliced from 2 exons. The record is from RefSeq and is a predicted model, not a curated record.
AUGACAAAUGAACUAAGUAACGUGUACAUAGAUGAAGAUGGUAAUCUACAAUUUGGAAAUCAAUAUCUCGAAGAAAUUGAACAAAAGCAAGCAUCUGCCAGUGGAUUGAUGUUUUUGAAAAAGAAUGUUUACGUUUUGAUAUUACGGAAGAUGAGAAAAAAAAUUGAGAUACUCAGACUAUUCAUGGACAAAAGUUGCGCUGAUUGGUAUAGUUCUAUGAUUAUAAAAUUAACACUGAACUCAGAGUGGUCUAUAUGGAAAAAUAAAUUCUGUAAAUCAUUUGCAAAUCAAGGCUGGAACCAAGUGACUUAUGCGUUGUUAUUUAAGUACAAGGAUGGUUCAUUGGUGGAUUAUGCUAUAAAAAAAGAAAAACUUUUACUGGACAUGAGAACAUCAAUAGAUACAGGUACUCUAGUGGAUCUAAUUGCAGCUGGAUUGCCAGGCUUUGUUCUAGAAAAGAUAAAUAGACAAUCAAUGGAAGAUACAGUAGACUUAUUCAAUGAAGUAAGAAAGUAUGAACAUUUGAUGAAUAAAAAUAAGAAUGGAGCCUACACGAGAUACGAAAAUCAGAAGAUAUAUAACAAAAUUGAGGAACGUACUUAA